This is a messenger RNA of Heterobasidion irregulare TC 32-1, 498 nucleotides long. RefSeq lists its product as uncharacterized. Bases 1 to 498 code for a protein of 165 amino acids. The record is from RefSeq and is a predicted model, not a curated record. NCBI's taxonomy places the organism in Eukaryota, Fungi, Basidiomycota, Agaricomycetes, Russulales, Bondarzewiaceae. The transcript is spliced from 2 exons.
AUGCGAUGGCUUGGUCUCCUGGGCAGAGAGCCUGGGAUAUUUUCGGUCCUCCAAACUCCUGCUAUGGUCUGCCGCGGCCUCAACUCGUCUCGCCCCAAGGGCUCAUGUAUGCAGAAGUCUAUGGGUCUUUCUGAGCGUGCGGCUGCGUGCCGGAGGGACCAGACAAGAGGCACGGCUUUCGGUUUAGACUGGCAGCAAACGUUCCAAAAGUUCUGUUUCGGCGGACAGCUGAGAACUCCAAAUUCUCACCUCAAGGCCUCAACUCCAAGUCUCACCUGUAUCAUUUGCUUACAGCUGGCGUCAGAUCUGGCAGAGUCUCCUUGGAUUUGGAGCAGCUCACGCAGUUCUAUUGUUGGUCAUGAAGAUCUGUCAGCCGUCAGCGUGGAGCAAAACGAGGAGGCUGCAAGUCAGGAGGUGCUUAUAGGCGCGCAGACCCACUCGUCGUACAAGCGCGCGGGUACAGGCUUCGGCGGAAUCUGGCCUGGGACGCCUGGAUAA